Musa acuminata subsp. malaccensis (wild Malaysian banana) is the source of this 679-nucleotide messenger RNA. The record is from RefSeq and is a predicted model, not a curated record. NCBI's taxonomy places the organism in Eukaryota, Viridiplantae, Streptophyta, Magnoliopsida, Zingiberales, Musaceae.
CCUUGCCAUUUCCCACCCUUCUCUUCCUUGUUUCCUCUCCCUCGCGAAUUCAUAUACCUCCACAUUCCUCCUCCAUCCUCUCGGAGGCAGAAGAAACAGGAAAAGCCGUAGGCAGAGGAAGAAGAAGAUGGAGAGCUCCAACUGCAUGGGACUCGUGGCGGUCGUCGCCGUCUCCGGCAGCAUCGCGCUCGUCGCCCUCCAGGUCCACCGGCGCCUCGCCUCGGACUUCAUCAAGAAGCUCGAGUCGGAAAUCGGUCGUGAAAGAAACCGGCCAAGGAAGAAGGUGAGGUUCGCCCCCGACGUGAUCGAGCCGUCGUCGAACAACGAGGAGUACCGGAGGCGCAAGAAGACGGCGUUGUCUCCGCCAACCAAUCGAUGACACGAAAGAAAGAAGGCAACUUGUUUGUCCUAGUUUGUUCUGCAUCUGCAACCUUCAGGUGUCUGUCGAUCCAACUACACCAUACAUGCUUGUAAGGGAUUUUGUCUCAGUUGUCAGGUUCAUAGAGAAAGAAGGAAUGGUUUACAUAUCUCUCUACCGAUGAUGGCAAUUCAUCAAUCCCAUCUCCAUUAAUCUCGUACUCUUAAGCUCGUAAGGGAGUUGAUUCGAGAGGCUAAAAGUCUCAUCAUUAUACGUACUGCUUUCAGGAAGAACAUUGCAGCGAUCGAAGGCAAAGCUGUU